AUGGCGACUCGCGUUACUCGCUCUAAAUCAAAGUACUUUGCCGACUCCAGAGAGGCAGAAGAGCCGAAAGAUGAAGAAGGAGAAGAAGAAGAAGUGGAAGUAAAAGUUAAAGUUCAGCCAGCGGAAAAGCCUGUUUCGACAAAAAAGUCUGCCGCCGUCAAAGUGCCGUCGAAGCCAGCGAAGAAGAAGAAGGACACCGGUAAACAACUGCCAAGCAACUGGCGAACGGUCUACGAUAACAUCGUCAAGAUGCGCGCCGAAACGCCAGCCGCAGUCGACACGAUGGGCUGUGACCAGUGCGUGGACGCGGACGGCGACGAGAAGGUGCGCCGCUUUCAGUGCCUGGUCUCCCUGAUGCUCUCCAGUCAGACGCGAGAUCCGAUCACCUUCGCCACCAUGGAGCAGCUGAAGAGCCAGGGGCUGAGCGUGCAGUUCAUCGAGGACAUCGACACGGCGGAGCUGGAGCGGCUGAUCAAGUCG
This is a messenger RNA of Rhagoletis zephyria (snowberry fruit fly), 480 nucleotides long. The record is from RefSeq and is a predicted model, not a curated record. NCBI's taxonomy places the organism in Eukaryota, Metazoa, Arthropoda, Insecta, Diptera, Tephritidae.